UGCCACGUCACAUUGAUGACGCUAAUCACCGGAAAAUCAAUGCAUUAGCGCCGAUUUUCCCCAAAAUCCGCCUUCUUUUUGACUGUGUUCAGCUCACCUGCAUAAACUGCAAGCGCAAUUAAGCAAACGACCUAAGGCAGUUUCAGCAACACGAAAUUUGCCGGCUAGAUUGUGUAAUUCAAAGCAAAACCCUGGGUUUGGGCCAUAACAGAUAUACUCAGUAAUGAAAAAUUGAUUGAUCGAUCGCCAAAUUUGAGCUCUGAUCCUUCGUCAAUGGCUGCCCCUUUCUUUACGACGCCUUUCCAGCCUUUUGUUUACCAGAGCCCGCAAGACGCUGUAACAGCUUUUCAGAUAUUGGGUGGGGAAGCUCAAAUUGUUCAGAUAAUGUUGAAGCCACAAGAAAAGGUCGUUGCAAAGCCUGGUUCCAUGUGCUACAUGUCUGGGUCAAUACAAAUGGAAAAUGUCUAUAUGCCUGAAAAUGAAGCAGGUGUGUGGCAAUGGGUUCUUGGAAAAUGUGUUACUAGCAUGGUUCUCCAGAAUACUGGUUCAACUGAUGGGUUCGUGGGAAUUGCUGCACCUACUCUUGCAAGAAUUAUCCCGAUUGAUUUAGCUCUUUUUGGUGGCGAAAUGUUGUGCCAGCCGGAUGCCUUUUUUUGCUCAAUAAAUGACGUAAAAGUAAAAAAUGCUGAUCCGAGGGCACAGAAUGUUAUCACUAGUGCUGAGGGAUUUUUGAGGCAGAAAAUAUCUGGUCAAGGACUAGCAUUUAUAGUUGGUGGCGGCUCUGUUGUCCAGAAAAAUCUCGAGGUUGGUGAAGUUCUAGCAGUUGAUGUCUCUAGCAUCGUUGCAGUGUCAGCAUCAGUAAACGUACAAAUCAAAUAUAAUGGUCCUAUGAGAAGGGUGCUCUUUGGGGGUGACAAUAUGGUUACUGCUCAUUUAACUGGGCCUGGUAUUGUCUUCAUCCAGAGCAUGCCCUUUCGUCGGCUUUCUCAGCGCAUUGCAAGGGCUGUGACAUCUCCAAAUAUGAGGGACAAUCCCAAGUUUAUAUUCCAGAUAGCAAUCCUUUUCUUUAUAGCGUAUAUUGUUGUGUCAUCACUAAUCUUAACUGACAUAUGAAGUUGAAUUCGUUUAGAUGAUAUUAAAAGUCCAAAUUUUGGACUACUUGUGCUUCUACUUUUGUUGUGAUCAAAACAGAACAGACGAGACUUCCAAUGGAUAUAUUAUUUUCAUCUCUUUAAAA
This is a messenger RNA of Salvia hispanica, 1237 nucleotides long. RefSeq lists its product as uncharacterized. The record is from RefSeq and is a predicted model, not a curated record. Lineage: Eukaryota; Viridiplantae; Streptophyta; Magnoliopsida; Lamiales; Lamiaceae.